This is a messenger RNA of Macrosiphum euphorbiae (potato aphid), 693 nucleotides long. The record is from the annotation of a GenBank genome assembly. NCBI's taxonomy places the organism in Eukaryota, Metazoa, Arthropoda, Insecta, Hemiptera, Aphididae.
AUGACGAUUAAGGAAACUGAAUUACUAAACAAUUUAAGAGAUGAAUCAAUUUUAACACUAAAUAUAUAUAAUAACUUUCGGACAAUUUUUUUUGAAACAUGUUCAGAUUAUAUUACUGAGUGGACAAAUCCAACACUAUGCAAGUUCAAUGGAGUUUCAUGGAUUACUUUAAAAAAUAUAGAAGACGAUUUCUCCUGGAAAAACAUUUCAAAUACAAUACAAUUGAUAAAAAAUGUAAUCCCAAGUCUUACAUUUAAUGAGGCAGAAUUAUUUGACGAGUUUACUAUUGUUAAAACCAAUUUACAGAAAAACCAAAAGAUUAAAUCUUUUAACACGUUGGAUGAAAAAUGGACCUAUGUUUUUCAAACAGCAGAUAUUGAUGGAGACUUUCCGAAUUUAAAAAUCGUUGUGGAAUUUUUAAUGUGUAUUCCAGGUUCUAAUGCAAAUGUUGAACGAAUUUUCUCCGACAUGAAUAACUUGUGGACUGAUGAUAAAAGCAGAUUUGAUGUUAAAACUGUUAAAGCCAUGUUAGUCGUAAAACAUUUUUUCACUGAGGAUUGUUCUGGGUUUCAUGAUUUUUUAUUGGGAAAUAAAAAACUUUUAAAACAUAUACAUUCGUCCGAAAAAUAUUUGCCGAAGGAGUCAAAAACUGUAAUACUAAAUACCCAAGCAUCAACUUCGAACACCUGUUAA